AUGAGUGACUGUGGAAAGGGAGCCUGUUCCUCCAAAUCUGGUAGUGGAAGUUGGGUUCGUCGUCGUGGUCGUCGAGCACGCGGUUUUCCAAAGUAUUGUCAAUGUGGCGAGGAAGUUGUGAUAAAGACAUCGCGGACGGUCAAGAACCCUGGUCGCCUCUUCCACUGCUGUCCAUAUGGAUCUGAAGAAGACAAGUCUCAUCUUUUCAGCUGGACCGAUGAAUGUAUGGUGGAAGAGAUAGAAGAUUUAAAGUCUACGGUUACUGAUGUCAAAGCCGAAAUUUCGGAAAUCAAAUCUGAAUUUCUAAGUUUGGAGAAGCAACUACAACGUCCCCAUGAAAUGAUUCAAUCCGACAUUGAUAGCAAAUGUUGCUGUCUUGUUAUGUAA
Molecule: messenger RNA, 387 nt
Organism: Eruca vesicaria subsp. sativa (arugula)
Lineage: Eukaryota; Viridiplantae; Streptophyta; Magnoliopsida; Brassicales; Brassicaceae
Source: the annotation of a GenBank genome assembly